CGGGAAUUUCACUGCCGAUCGAGGAAAAACUCCAACGAAGGGAUCUGCUUACCAGUUGUCCGAAUUAGAGUCUCAUAAUUUUGUAGUCGUUUUCUUGUUGACUUAAUUUUCAUAAAUAGCGAAUGUUCAUCAGCGGCUUCUGUUUAGGAGCCAGGAAAGGCAGGGAGGCGUUUUCCUUACAUGACCCCUCUCUCUCCCUCCUCGAUCCUGCCUGCUGUUUAGGAAAAUUCAUGGUCAGGUCGUGCCAUCUCCACAUCCGCUAGUUUCUUUACCUCCUAACUGCCCUUCCUCUCUCUUUCUCUCUCUCUAUAAAUUCCCACCUUCCUCCCUCCCUACAUUCUUGCACUAAGAAAACGCAUCUACCUCCGACUCACCGGUUUCCAUUAUUGCUGGUCAUCCCUUUUUCUCCUGCUCUCUGUUGGUGCUACGUCUAUUUUCUUUGGACCACUUUAGGUUUCAUCUCAUCCUGAAACUAUAAACAAUGUCAGCUGUCGGGAACCAAUCUGCGCAGGAGGGCAGAUACACUCCUAAAAGCAUUCUUAUCACAGGUGCUGCAGGUUUUAUUGCCUCACAUGUUUGCAAUAGGCUUAUCAGAAACUACCCCGAAUACAAGAUUGUGGUGCUUGAUAAACUCGACUACUGUUCCAACCUUAAAAAUCUCAAUCCUUCGAGGUCCUCACCAAACUUCAAAUUUGUUAAGGGAGAUAUUGCCAGUGCUGAUCUCGUGAACUUCCUUCUGAUCACUGAAGGCAUUGACACUAUAAUGCAUUUUGCAGCACAAACCCAUGUUGACAAUUCAUUUGGGAACAGCUUUGAGUUCACAAAGAACAAUAUUUAUGGAACUCAUGUCCUUUUGGAGGCAUGCAAAGUCACUGGCCAGAUCAAGAGGUUCAUCCAUGUGAGUACUGAUGAAGUUUAUGGUGAAACUGAUGAGGAUGCUGUAGUCGGGAAUCAUGAAGCUUCCCAGCUUCUUCCAACGAAUCCCUACUCUGCAACAAAGGCUGGGGCUGAAAUGCUUGUCAUGGCCUAUGGUAGAUCCUAUGGGUUGCCGGUCAUAACCACAAGGGGAAAUAACGUCUAUGGACCCAAUCAAUUUCCAGAAAAGCUUAUCCCAAAAUUCAUUCUCUUGGCCAUGGCAAAGAAAGAGCUCCCCAUUCAUGGUGAUGGCUCCAAUGUUAGGAGUUAUCUUUACUGUGAAGAUGUGGCAGAGGCUUUUGAAGUUAUUCUCCACAAAGGAGAAGUUGGCCAUGUUUACAACAUUGGGACAAAGAAGGAAAGGAGGGUGCUUGAUGUUGCGAAAGAUAUUUGCAAGCUUUUCUCAAUGGAUCCAGAUAGGGCCAUCCGAUUUGUGGAAAAUAGACCAUUUAAUGACCAGAGGUACUUUUUGGAUGAUCAGAAACUGAAAAUUUUAGGUUGGUCAGAGCGAACUACAUGGGAUGAGGGGUUGAGAAAGACCAUGGACUGGUAUACCAGCAACCCAGAUUGGUGGGGUGAUGUCUCGGGUGCAUUGCUGCCUCACCCAAGAAUGCUAAUGAUGGCAGGGACAGAGAGACAUUCUGACAUGCCUGAAGAUUAUGCUCAGGCUUCUCCUGUGACGACUAAAUCUCGUCAAGAUCAUAUGGUUGUUCCACUUCCAAAGAGCCCAAAGAGUCCUCAAAAGUCACAGCUAAAGUUCUUGAUAUAUGGCCGUACUGGAUGGAUAGGUGGACUUCUUGGUGGACUGUGUGAGAAACAGGGAAUACCCUUUGAGUAUGGAAGAGGCAGAAUGGAGGACAGAUCACAAUUAAUAGCAGAUAUUCUCACUGUAAAGCCAACCCAUGUUUUCAAUGCUGCUGGAGUGACCGGUAGGCCAAAUGUUGACUGGUGUGAGUCUCACAAGACCGAGACCAUCCGCACCAAUGUUGCAGGUACUCUUACUUUGGCAGAUGUGUGCAAAGAGCAAGGAUUAUUGAUGAUAAAUUUUGCCACUGGAUGCAUAUUUGAAUAUGAUGCCGACCACCCAGAGGGAUCAGGCAUUGGAUUCAAAGAAGAAGACAAGCCAAAUUUCACUGGUUCAUUCUAUUCAAAAACUAAAGCAAUGGUUGAAGAGCUUUUGCAGGAAUAUGACAAUGUGUGCACUCUUCGAGUUAGAAUGCCCAUCUCAUCUGAUCUUAACAACCCUAGGAACUUCAUCACAAAAAUCUCCCGCUAUAACAAAGUGGUCAACAUUCCAAACAGCAUGACUAUCUUGGAUGAGCUUCUGCCCAUAUCAAUUGAGAUGGCAAAAAGAAAUUUGAAGGGCAUAUGGAAUUUCACAAACCCAGGUGUUGUAAGCCAUAAUGAGAUCCUGGAGAUGUACAAGCACUAUAUAGACCCAAGCUUCAAAUGGUCUAAUUUCUCACUUGAAGAGCAAGCCAAAGUUAUAGUUGCACCUCGAAGCAACAAUGAGCUGGACGCGACAAAGUUGAAGAAGGAGUUCCCGGAGUUGCUUUCAAUCAAAGAAUCACUUCUGAAGUAUGUCUUUGAGCCAAACUCAAAGAUUGCUAAUGGAGCUGCUUAGGAAUUUGUUUCUCAUGAGUCGUGGUUAUGCUGCCUGACUAACCUCUAUAAGCGGAGUACUACUAUGGUCUACAGUCUUUGUCUUUUUCAUUGUUACUUAGUUACUAGAUCUAGCUAUCAGGUUUCAUUUUUAUGAUAUUUAGCCAUUUCCAUCGGUUACUACAUCUAGCUAUUUCCUUUGUCCAUUGCCAAAUGAGUACGUCUAGCUACUAUUUUUCUUCUUCUGGUACUUCGGCCCAUACCUUCUCAUUGUUUAGCUCCUUUCAUGGGCUCUAUCUCUCUCUCUCUCUACCCGCCCCCAUUGUGUCUUACUCUUCUGGUGGCUCCAUGGGAUGGGAUUGGCUGACACGAGACUUUUUUGCUAAUUCAUUUGUAUUUGACGCACUAUUCUUCUAUUGGAUUUUGCAUUUUUGUAA
Nymphaea colorata (pocket water lily) is the source of this 2954-nucleotide messenger RNA. Its product is annotated as trifunctional UDP-glucose 4,6-dehydratase/UDP-4-keto-6-deoxy-D-glucose 3,5-epimerase/UDP-4-keto-L-rhamnose-reductase RHM1. The record is from RefSeq and is a predicted model, not a curated record. The transcript has 3 exons. The coding region runs from base 482 to 2539 and encodes 685 amino acids. Gene Ontology annotation, molecular function: dTDP-glucose 4,6-dehydratase activity. Gene Ontology annotation, biological process: nucleotide-sugar metabolic process. Lineage: Eukaryota; Viridiplantae; Streptophyta; Magnoliopsida; Nymphaeales; Nymphaeaceae.